This is a messenger RNA of Saccoglossus kowalevskii, 1831 nucleotides long. RefSeq lists its product as uncharacterized. The record is from RefSeq and is a predicted model, not a curated record. Lineage: Eukaryota; Metazoa; Hemichordata; Enteropneusta; Harrimaniidae. Gene Ontology annotation, biological process: protein deubiquitination. Gene Ontology annotation, molecular function: cysteine-type deubiquitinase activity.
UGUACCCAAACAGAAUGGAACAGCGCCAGCACAGUACAGCGUAGCUACGUCCCAUUACAUUCCACCUGUUCACAAUCAAAAUCUUAACUGUGCUAGGGGAACACUUAGUUCUGAUGUUCAAAAUACUCAGAGGACUAGGGAUACUACUGAUGGUUACACUGCUACAGUCCGCCAACAUCCAGAUGUGAAUAACUAUGGACAAGUAAACCAUAAUACAAGGACUCAAAAAAGUCAGGAUAACUUGAGAUACAAUGAAAAGUUGGAAGGCCAACCAAGGGUUGUUGUACCCAAUAUUCUGCCUAAUCACUAUGCAAGCAGGAUGAAUCAUUGUAACAGUCAGGUAGGCAGCUAUUCGAUCAGACAGGAAGAAGCCAAGCAUGCUGAGCAUAUGAAAAUGAUGGAAGGGAACUGAGAUGGUUGGAAAACAAAAAUGAAUCAAAAAUUGUGGAUAAUUAUGUCCAUACUGGGUUAGAUCACAAUAAGAACCCGCAUGGAUAUGGUGAUCUUACGCACUCAUCAAAAUUAAGCCGAUCCACUCCGAAUGUGACGUCUGUACAAAGGCCGGUACAGCCGCGUGUUCGAACUGAGCAGGAACGAUUGAUUGAUGUACAGCGUCAAAAGCUGAUCAUCCUUGAGAAGCAUAAACAAAUGGUUGCCAUGCAAACGCAGAAACAUAAGGAGAAGCAGGAAUUGAUUGAGAGGGAGACGCAGCAAAGUGCGUAUUAUGCAAUGCCAAUGGUCCCGUCUGAGGAAUACCAACAGUCGUCACAGAACAAUUCGCAAUCAGCAUUGCAGCAGUGGUUUUUGAAGGAAACGGUCAAACGUGACAUGGUUCCGACAAAUAGGGGUGCGGGUGGAAGAGACAUAAAUGAGACACCAGGAAUCAGAUGCUGUCCUAGAUGUCAGAAGCAGGAGGAAUUGUUAGUCAGAUCUGGUUUAUGUUUUAUGUGCGAUAUGAGUUUGCAAGCUGAACAAAAUCCUGGUAUAGUUCCCAUGACAACCAAUGGCCGAGGGGAGAGUACUAUAAACUACACUCCAAAGCCAGCCGCGGGGGUACCUAUAUCUGGUACUCAAGUACAACAACAUAGGACCAGUGCUGCACAGACUUUAACCAACCCUCCAUGCCAGUCACCUACCAAUGGUGUGAUUGAAGAGACUACUCUUUCCAUCCAACAACUAUGUAGCAAGUUUGAAAAUCAACAUUCUGGUGUUUCAACUAGUGGUCAGAUGAUGCGCAACAGUCGAGUAAUAAUACAGAUUGUGUGACCCAGCUAGGGAAGAUGAAUAACUUAACUCAGUUACCACAGUCUUAUAAUACAUCUGGAUAUGUAUAUCCAGUUAGUUCAUUUCAAAGGAAUGGACCGGGAUACUGUACGCUACCACGUAAGAAAGUAGAACCUGAUUCGACAGAGUCGUUGUACCAAUUAUCCCUGCACUAAAGUCCCGACUUCUGAUAGCGGUACAAACUUCACACGAGGGACUUGGUCGUCUCAGAGUAUGAUUGUCAAGUCGAUCAGUAAAGAACAGAUUAAUUCACCAAGUCAUCACAGUAACGGAACGAGUGAUACACUCCAACAAACUGACAGAUCUCCCACGUCAACGACAACCCAAGACUCAAGAUAUGCAGGCCCAAGUAAUGAACGAGUAGUCACAGACCCUGCAUCUGUUGAUAAACAGAAGAUUUUUUGCAAAUUAUGUAGGAAAGUGAUGAUCAAAUUGCCACAUCAGUAUUGUCAUAAUUGUUUCAUAUAUUUAAGUGGACUGCGGCCCAGCAGCAAGUGUUGAUCGUGUUUUCGUCUGAGAAAUCAUGAGUUUAAUAGAUUAUACAAUG